CGAUUGGGACCCAUAUUCCCACCGGCAAAGGCAUCUCAACGAGCCUUGCCUAUUAGAACGUUCCAGCCACCCGACGUACAUACCCACUGCAAUGGCCUUCGGCCAAGUCACCGCUCGUCACUGGCUGGUCCUGUUCCUUGCCUGCGCUGUUACCUUUAGCAACUACUACUGCUACGACAUCCCAUCCGCGCUCAACGUCCCGCUCCGAAAAUGGCUCAAAGCGCCCUACGCCGAAUACCAAUGGCAGCUCAACCUCCUCUACUCGGUCUACUCCUUACCCAACGUGCUUCUCCCCCUCUUUGGCGGCCUUCUCGUCGACGCGCUGUCGCCGAACGUGAUGCUGAUGAUUUUCGUGACGCUGGUGGCGGUCGGGCAGGGGUUGUUUGCGAGUGGGGUGGCGGCGGGGAAUUUCAAUUUGAUGGUGAUUGGACGGGUGGUGUUUGGGGCUGGGGGGGAGUCGUUAGAAGUGGCAGCAUCCCGGAUAGCCACCGACUGGUUCCAGGGCCGCGGACUAGGCUUCGCGAUGAGCGUGCAUCUCUCCAUGGCGCGCAUUGCGACCGCCGCGAACGCGAACUUAUCGCCUUGGCUUGCAAACGAGGCGUCGACCCCGUUUGCAGUCUGGUUCGGCCUUUUGGUGUGUCUGGCAAGCUUCCUGUGCGCUGUGGCGAUGCUGUAUGUGGAUCGGCCGGCGUCGCGCGUCGCUGCGGGCAUUGCAACGUCGAAUCAGAAGCCGAGGAAGAGGACGGAGGGCGGCAGCGCCGAUCGGUUGAACACCGACAGCGCCGUGAAUUCGCCGAGGAUAAGGGGUAAAAGUGUGGACGGGAACCGAAGCGACGACGGAGGCCGACGCUCAUCCUCCUCUUCGCGAUCCUUCAUCUCCACAUCCGCGCGAUCCCCAAGUGUCGGAAGAUCACCCACGGGCGGGAAGUCCACACGUUCACCCAGUGGCAGCAGAUCAAUCUCGGGGUCACCGAUCCGAUCUGUCGCACGCCAGCAUCGGAGCUUUGGGACGAUGGACGACCGUGACUCGAAUUCGAGUGGUUUGGAUGAGAGUGAUGAUGUGGAGGAGGAGUAUGAUGAGGAGGAUGAGACUGUGCAUUUUUCGCAAUUGAGGGGGUUGAGGGCGCCGUUUUGGAUGUUGUGUUUGACUGCUAUAGCUUUUUACGGAUCUGCUAUCCCAUUCUUCCAUAUUUGUACAGACUUCUUCCAGCAAAAAUGGUAUAAAGAUGAUUCGCAGAUGGCAGGAACGGUCAUGUCCAUCACCGACAUAGUUUCCGCAGUUGGCUCGCCAAUAUGCGGGUUAUUCAUCGACCGGUUCGGUCACCGAAGCACAAUGCUCCCUCUGGCGGGAAUCUUGGUGUUGAUAUCCCAUCUCCUAUUCGGCUGGACCACUAUUACACCUAUUGUCGGCAUGGUCAUUCUCGGACUGGCAUACUCGAUCUUUGCGGCCUCGGUCUGGACAUGCGUGCCUUAUGUUGUCGGCAACCACCAGAUCGCAACAGCUUACGGGUUGGUCACCGUUGCGUUGAACAUGUCACUCGCAACGUUCCCACUGGCCGUUGCACAAAUACGGAAUAGUUACCCGGAUAGCUUCAUCCCCGUCCAAAUCUUCUUUGUGGGCUUAAGCUUGGUGUCAAUAGCAACAUCCUCGGUCCUGUUCAUGGUGGACGCACGAAACGGCUGGGUCCUGCUUAAAUCUCACCGCCCACAACCCCACUACGAGCGUGUACGCACCUCCUCCGAUUCACCACGAGACGACCAGCCCGGGACGGUGUACACGCCCCUCCGCCACUUCUCGGACCCAGCGCCCAGCUACAGUCGCGACGAGUUUGACGAAUCGGACUUCACGACGAGGGUUGUCGGCGACGGUGUCAUCGUGCCGACCCCGCAUACGCAUAUCCAUCACCGACAUUACCACCGCCACACGGAAGGCGAGGCAUGUACCUGCGCAGAAGACAACGGACGGCCACGGUCAGCGGACUGUAUAACAGGGCGGAGCGCACCGGACGGGUCAGGCUGGCGGGGCUGGCUAAGGGGCGGCGGCGGCGGGGGUUCCGACACCCGUGAGCAGCGCUGGCAACGACGCCCACCAUCCACUUCCUCCCGGCGCAACAAAUCCUCCAGCGCGGCACUGCGGACGCAUCAUUCGUCCGAUCAGGACGGGCUGCAGAUCUUCAUUGAUGAUUUGCAGCAUAUCCCGCCGUCGCCGACGAGUGCGAUAGGGGGUACGCCGAGGACGUCCACGGCGGGUGGGUUUAAGGGUGAGGAGUUGAGGGCGAGGAGCCCGACGAAGAUGAGGUCGCCCUCGCCGUGAAGGGAUGGGGAUUUCCUGUAUGUAGAAUGAUUCUGCUUAUCUGGGUGGUUAGUGCGGUAGGAUGGUAAUUUAUUGAGAUCUAAUUCGG
Messenger RNA from Fimicolochytrium jonesii, 2402 nucleotides. RefSeq names its product major facilitator superfamily domain-containing protein. Lineage: Eukaryota; Fungi; Chytridiomycota; Chytridiomycetes; Spizellomycetales; Powellomycetaceae. Gene Ontology annotation, biological process: transmembrane transport. The transcript has 5 exons. Gene Ontology annotation, molecular function: transmembrane transporter activity. The record is from RefSeq and is a predicted model, not a curated record. Bases 92 to 2314 code for a protein of 740 amino acids.